Molecule: messenger RNA, 2625 nt
Organism: Miscanthus lutarioriparius
Lineage: Eukaryota; Viridiplantae; Streptophyta; Magnoliopsida; Poales; Poaceae
Source: the annotation of a GenBank genome assembly
AUGAGAUUUAGGAAUGCUCUCGGUUCUAGACUCUUCCAGUGGUGUUCGCAUGAGUAUCAUACAUCUGUCCGGAAGCUGUUGGAUGUGGAUGGAGCGUCGGAGAGAUCAAAGCUCCUUAAAAAAAUGUCUGUUUUGAUGGGUUAUAGCUAUCCACAAGAUUUAGUCGGGCAACAAAUAGCCCCCGGGGAAUCUACUGCAGAGUUGAUUAGUGCCUUCAAAGAAAUUGAUUUCCCAGAAAUUGCUGCAAAGUUUCCAUGCAUAAAAAUUGGUGAUGCAUCACCUGUUGAACUGUAUGAGGAUUCUACUAACAUGAAGUUUAAAGAAACUGUGCUUUCUGAAAACCUCACAAAUUUCAUCCGAGGUUCAGGUCGAAAUUUGGAGACAGCUUAUGAAUUUCAUAAUGACUGUCAUCCAUUGAGUCAAACACCCACAACUGCAGACGAUCUUUUAAUCAGUGAAGAUAUUCCUCUCAUGACACAGCAUAUUUCUCAGGAACCAGCAGUUGAUAAGAAGUCUUGUCCCAAGUCAAUGUCAGAUGCUAUAACCUCUGACAACAGUAUACUGGAUAAAAGUAUCAGGUGCUUGCCUGGAACAACUAGUAGGCAAUGUCGCCAGCUAGAGGAUGCUGGUUUCCAUACGGUCCGCAAAUUAUUGCAGCAUUUUCCUCGGACUUAUGCAGAUCUGCAAAACCCUCAAGGCCCCAUAGAAGAUGGGCAGUACAUUAUGUUAUUUGGUACUGUUAUAUCUUCCAGGGGAAUCAAGGUUAAGUCCACUUUAGGUUUUCUUGAGGUGGUUGUUGGUUGUUCCAUAGUCGAGUCUGAAUUGAGCUCUUCAGUUGAGGGUAGUCACUCCGGAGCAGAGCAGAAGAGAAUUCAUUUGCACCUCAAGAAAUUUUUCAGUGGCACACGUUUCUCUUCCCAACAUUUUCUUAACUGUAUGUCAGCAAAGCACAAGGAGGGGGAUCUUGUUUUUGUUAGUGGUAAGAUUAAAAAGGCGCUUGCUAAUGGUCAUUAUGAGUUGAAGGAGCACACAAUUGAUGCUCUUGAAGGAGAAGGGGAACAAAGCACUAUGCUUGACAGGAAACCACACCCUAUAUACCCAUCAAAAGCGGGAUUAAAACCUAGUCUGCUGGGCCUUUCUAUCUCUAGGGCCUUGAAGAUACUGAACCCGGAUGUUGAUCCUAUGCCUCCUGAUGUUCUCGUUGAAUUCAACUUGCUUAAUCUCUUUGAUAUAAGCACCUACCCUGUUUGCUUGCAGCUGAAGGGUUUUACAGCCGCUGUAGCUUACAUGGGAAUUCACAAACCUAAGGAUCGAUCUGAAGCUGAUUUAGCUCGAAGAAGGCUUAUAUUUGAUGAUUUCUUUUACCUCCAGUUGGGAAGACUAUUUCAAAUGCUUGAAGCAGUUGGUAUGCGGGUUGAGAAAGAGGAAUUGUUAUACAAGUGUAAAAAUCAUGAGCUAAAUACUGUUGGUGUAGACGAUUGGUCUCCUCUUACAAAGAAAUUGUUGAGGGCUCUUCCUUAUUCGCUUACUCAAAGUCAAAUGAAUGCUGUUAAAGAGAUUAUAUGGGAUCUCAGGAGACCAGUUCCCAUGAACAGACUCUUGCAGGGGGAUGUUGGCUGUGGAAAGACCAUUGUUGCUUUCCUGGCAUGUAUGGAGGUUGUUAAUUCAGGGUUUCAGGCCGCUUUCAUGGUUCCAACAGAGGUGCUUGCUGUCCAGCAUUAUGAACACCUAACUUCAUUGCUAGAGAAGUUUGAUGGAGAUGAGAAACCAAAUAUUGCCAUGCUAACUGGUUCAACUUCCACAAGGGAGUCAAGGAUAAUUCGAAAUGGUCUGGAAACUGGAGAGAUAGCCAUGGUCAUUGGAACACACAGCUUAAUAGCUGAUAAAACUGAUUUUUCAUCUUUACGUAUCUCUGUUAUAGAUGAACAGCAGCGCUUUGGAGUUGUACAGAGAGGCAGGUUUAAUAGUAAGCUAUAUACUUCUUCCUCAAAGUUGAGUGAUGAAAAUACAAGUUCAGAUGAGACUUCUGAUUCUGAAACAUUUAUGGCUCCCCAUGUUCUUGCGAUCAUGCGAUGUCAGCUCCCCAUGUUCUUGCUUUAUAUGAUUACGGACUUGCCUCCUGGAAGGCAACCUAUUGAAACGCUUGCUCUUGAAGGAAAUGAUGUUGGGUUUCAAACUGUCUUCCAGAUGAUGAGGGAUGAACUGAUAGAUGGGGGCAAGGUCUACCUUGUGUAUCCUAUCAUAGAUGAGUCUGACCAGUUGCCACAACUCCGUGCUGCAACGGCUGAAUUUGAUUCCAUAAAGAAAAAAAUUGAAGGCUAUCCCUGUGGGCUAUUGCACGGCCGCAUGAGGAGCAAUCAGAAGGAAGAAACUCUUAGCAGUUUUAGAGGCGGAGAAACACGCAUUCUCCUCUCGACACAGGUGAUUGAGAUCGGGGUCGAUGUUCCUGAUGCUUCCAUGAUGAUUGUCAUGAACGCCGAGAGAUUGGAGAUCGAUGGCGGUAUUUUACAAGAGGCCCAUCUUGCCGCUCUGAAAGUGCUGGUCGCAAGCAACGACCUAGCAUUGUAUCCACGGCUGAAGGUGGAGCUCAGCAUGAGGCAGCCAUUGUGCAUUCUUGGAGAUUGA